Messenger RNA from Penicillium brasilianum, 1674 nucleotides. The record is from the annotation of a GenBank genome assembly. NCBI's taxonomy places the organism in Eukaryota, Fungi, Ascomycota, Eurotiomycetes, Eurotiales, Aspergillaceae.
AUGACGGACACGCAGGUCAGAGACCGCCGCCCGGCCGACCUGGCUGGGCUCGAUGCCAAACUUGGCAAUGCUCAGAUGAAAACUCUAGGCCAUCUCCGCUUGCGAGAUGCCGAAACGAACGAGAUUAUUCUCAUCCCAACCCCAUCAUCCGAUCCCAAAGACCCUCUCAAUUGGCCACGAUGGUUCAAACUGUACACGGCAGUGGCUGUCUGCUUUGCUAUGAUCCUGUGCAAUUUCCUCGCCGCUGGUCCCACUCUCGCCAUCCUGCAGACAGCGCAAGAUUUCUUCCCGAACUGGAAGGAAACUGGAAUGGCAAGCCCGAUCGCCAAAACCGCGUACUUCUUCAAUUGCACCGCGCUUUUCCAGGGUCUGGGCAAUCUGAUCUGGAUGCCGCUCAUCAACAAGUUUGGCCGCCGUCCAGUAUACGUGACCGCGUUCACUCUAUACACGAUCACUGCAAUCUGGUGUGCGGUCGGCAAAGGAUACGCCAACUUCCUCGUAGCCAGAAUCUUCAUGGGGUUCGCUGCCGGUGCUGGAGAAUGUUUAGCACCUGUGACCAUCGCAGACGUCUUCUUCUUGCAUGAGCGAGGAGUAAUCACUGCGUUAUAUACUGCUUCGCUGAAUUUCGGAGUCGCGAGUGGCGCCAUCGUUGAUGGCUUCAUUGUCAAGUACCAUCCCUGGCGAUAUAUCUACUAUGUGGCGAUUGCCUUGAUUGGCGCCGUCACGCUGAUUGUGUACGCGACUUUCCCCGAAACUGCGUACAUCAGGAAUAUCGUACCCGAUGGCACUGUUACUUCCCUGACCGCUUCGGGGCAGCGUGUUUAUCGCAGUACUAAGAGUGAAGAAACGGGGUCUGCCGAACUUCAUGAGGUAGCCCCCGUGGAGGAGCCGACCAGUCGCAGUGCCGGCUUCUUACAGGGCCUCAAACUCUACCAUGGCAGAUAUACCCAUGAAUCUUUGUGGCAAAUGACAAUUCGCCCAGUGGGACUCUUGAUCCUGCCGCCCGUUCUCUGGGCGACCCUGGUGAUGUCCGUAACGAUCGGCUUCAUCACCGCGAUCACCAGCAAUGUUGCUUCAGCCUUCAACACUGCGUACGGGUUCGAGGCAUGGCAAUCGGGCCUUUGCUUUUUCGCAGCCGUGAUCGGAUGUAUUUUCGGUAUCGUCCUCGGGGGUAAUUUCUCCGACUGGGUAGCGGAUUACUUGACUCGACGCAAUGGUGGUAUUCGAGAGCCAGAAAUGCGCCUCCCAGCUAUCAUGAUCAGUGCCAUCACGGGGCCGCUCGCUUUGGCGUUAUACGGGUGCGGCAUCCACUGGAAGAUGCAUUGGAUUGUCCCAACCUUGGGGAUUGGAUUGAUCAACUUUACUAUCACCCAAGCUACAAACGUAUCUCUCGUGUACACGAUUGACAGCUAUCGUCCGGUUGCAGGAGAGGUUGUCGUUACGCAACUCGCUUUCAAGUCUGCGUUUGGUUUCCUGCUGGGCUUCUACACGAACCCUUGGGUAGACACUCAUGGCUACAAUGUGGCCUACGGCCAGAUGGCAGCCAUUUGUGGCGGUGUUAUCAUUUUUUGGAUUCCGUUAUUCAUCUGGGGAAAGAAGAUCCGCGAGAAGACUCUUAGUUGGCGCGUCAUGAGCUGGGUGCGAUGGGACGAUGAUCGCGAGGUGGGAGAGUGA